Messenger RNA from Ambispora gerdemannii, 576 nucleotides. The record is from the annotation of a GenBank genome assembly. Lineage: Eukaryota; Fungi; Glomeromycota; Glomeromycetes; Archaeosporales; Ambisporaceae.
AUGUCGCGUAGAAGUUCAGACGACGAAUCUAUUGAAGUUCGAAUGGAAGAUAUAUGUCCCGCCGGCGGGAUACAUGACAUGGAGAAAAAAUGGAUGUGCACAAACUAUGUCUCUGCUUGUUUCUGUUGUCCUUGUUACUUACUAAAGGAAAUAUUUUGUGGUUGGUGUUAUAGAAAUCCUUCUGCUGAUGAUUUUGACGGAAUUGGAUGUAGACCUACUGGCCCAGAAAUUUGUUCAAAAUGUGGACAGACAUCUAAGCAAGUAAAAGAAGCAACAGUAUUACGAGUAUUCCAUCAACAUCCUGGCGGUGAUUCAUCUACUACAAAGAAGGCCAAUAAUAAAGCUUCAUUACCACCACAAUUACCAGCACUUUCUUAUGCUAGCACACCACAAAUGUUUUUUACACCACCGCCUUCAUAUUUGAAUGUAUCUGAACAGAGUUUCGAACAACAACAGCAGCAGAGACGAAGUUUUGAAAAUAGAAAUCUAUCUGGUCAAAAUCAGUCUAAUAAUAAUAUUAGUAAGAGUGAAGGAAGGAGAAGUAUGGAAAAUCAAAACAAUGCGAGUCGGAAUUAA